Vespa crabro (European hornet) is the source of this 2340-nucleotide messenger RNA. It is a transcript of the gene sv, whose product is annotated as protein lingerer-like. Bases 120 to 1970 code for a protein of 616 amino acids. The transcript is spliced from 11 exons. Gene Ontology annotation, biological process: regulation of transcription by RNA polymerase II; anatomical structure development. The record is from RefSeq and is a predicted model, not a curated record. NCBI's taxonomy places the organism in Eukaryota, Metazoa, Arthropoda, Insecta, Hymenoptera, Vespidae. Gene Ontology annotation, molecular function: RNA polymerase II cis-regulatory region sequence-specific DNA binding; DNA-binding transcription factor activity, RNA polymerase II-specific.
CCAGGAAGAAGAUAAGAUAUAUCUUUUGAAUAUCAAAUAUUCGAUUUUUACAUGUGAAAAAUAUAUUACAUUAACACGUUUAUACUCGCGUUAUAUGUUAACAAGUGAAUUCAAGUGUAAUGGCUACAUGUACUGUUGUACAGAAUGCUUGGAACGAUUGUUAUUAUACUAAAUAUGAAGUUAAUUACCAGAAGACACCUUGCAAUAUUUGUAUAAACAGCCACGGUGGAGUUAACCAGCUUGGUGGUGUCUUUGUGAAUGGGAGGCCCUUACCGGACGUAGUAAGGCAAAGGAUCGUCGAACUAGCGCAUAGUGGUGUCCGACCGUGCGACAUUUCGAGACAACUCAGGGUAUCUCACGGCUGUGUAUCCAAGAUAUUGUCAAGGUAUUACGAAACCGGCAGCUUCAAGGCCGGCGUGAUAGGUGGUUCCAAGCCUAAAGUGGCAACGCCACCGGUUGUCGAUGCGAUCGCGAAUUACAAGAGGGACAAUCCAACGAUGUUUGCUUGGGAGAUUCGUGACAGGUUGCUGGCAGAAGGGAUUUGUUCGCAGGACAACGUACCCUCUGUCUCCUCUAUCAAUCGAAUCGUGAGAAACAAGGCGGCAGAGAAGGCGAAGCACGCGCAUCAGCAACAGCAGGCGCAGCAGCAGCAAGGUCAGCAACAAGGUCAGCCAGGAUCAGGUGGUUCCGUGUCGGUGAUAGCCCAUGCACCUGCCACACCGGCGGGUCAUCCUGCGGCCGCCGCUCCCAAUGCCUACAGCAUCAGUGGCAUCCUCGGAAUCCCCGCACACCAUCAGGAUCCAAACGGCAAUAGUAUCAAGAGAAAGCGAGCCGAUGACGACGACAAUCGUGACUUGGGCGAUCAUCCGGAGGACGACUUGAAGAGACAGCGAAGUAACUACAACGGCGACCAACUCUACUCGAACCUGUGGUCGAGUAAAUGGAGCAUCAAGGACGAACACAAGCUCCUGAACGAGCUUGGUGGAGGAGGCGGAGGUGGCGGUGGAGGCGGUGGCGGUGGCGGCGGCGGCGGCGGCGGGGGAGGCGGUGGUGGCGGUGGCGGCGGCGGAGGUGGUGGUGGCGGAGGUGCAGGAGGCGGUGGUGCCUACUAUGAGCAUGCCGGAUUCCCCGGGAACGCGAUUGCCACCUCCGCCGAGCUCUACGACUCCCUGGGCACCAUCAGUACGAUGACGCAGGCGCAAACGCCACAUCUCUAUACCCCGCCCAUAGGGGGCACCAUAGCAGGUGGUACUUUGACGCCGCUCGCUCCACUGACGAUGCAAGCAUUGGAUGGGGCUAACAUGUCUCCUUACCACGCCACCGCAGAGAGCGGUACCGUCGCAGUCUCGUACGUAGGGGUUGGGGCCGGCGGGGGCGAGCAGAGUCCACCGAUUUCCUUGCAGAACGAGACGAACGCCACCCCCGCGGCCCCCAACACCCCGGGAGGGGAUCCCGGACUCACGGUCUUGCAGCCGCCAGUUUCUCAGCCUCAGGUAGCCUCUGCGAUACCACCGUACUCGACGAUGCUUCCAAGUUUCGGACAUUAUGCCACCGGUGGUGGCGAUUACGCGUACAGCGCCGCGUAUUCUCAAUAUUCGAGUGCACCGUACAGUGGAUAUGGCUAUGGAGCAGCGACAAGCGGGUUGCUCAAUUCCACGUACUACUAUUGCAACGGGGAUACGCUGGCGUCUUCCCAAAACAAUUCGCAAGCGGCCGGCGCGUGCAACAAUAAUGGCGGCGGCGGCGGCGGCGGCGGUGGUGGUGGUGGCAUUGGAGGUGGUGGCGGAGGUGGAGGUGGUAUCGGAGGUGGUGGUGGUGGCGGUGGAGCAGAUAGCAACACGGACGUGGCUAGUCGUUCGCCUCUUGCAGCCACCAGAGCAAGUAGCGGUGCGAGUGCGGCAUCACCGACUGGUAGCGCCUGUACCAAACCAGAUCAUGCCUCUACACCGACCGACCUAUACUUGGCUUGAUCGGUAAAAGUCUCACGUGAUACCAAUGUGUAAGGACCGAUCGGCAAUAACGGACGCCAUAUCAUUGGAGGGAAAAAGAACGAAAAAAAAAAAAACACAAAAAAAGAAAAAUGAGAAAAAAAAAAACAAAGAAAGAAACUCAAAGAAAACGGUCCUAUCGACCUCUAUGAUCUCCUCGACGAGUUUACACGGCGAGAACGACGAACGAGGGAUACGAAAUGAGGAUGAGGGAUUACGGACGAGAGAAAAGGGGAGGGGGGAAGAGGGGGAGAGGGGAAAUAUUAAACGGGAGAGAAAAGUUUCGAGGAUUAAAAAAUUCGUCUCGAAAAUAAUUUCUCAAAAGGGAGGAGAAACAAAAAAAGAAGAAGAA